This is a messenger RNA of Symbiodinium pilosum, 342 nucleotides long. The record is from the annotation of a GenBank genome assembly. NCBI's taxonomy places the organism in Eukaryota, Dinophyceae, Suessiales, Symbiodiniaceae.
AUGCCAACUGUGAAGGUGGAGCCAAAGGUAUGGUUCUCGACUGAACGAACAUUUAUCCAUUGGGCGAAGCUGUCGACAGUCUAUGCGGCAACCGCUGCUGUCAUGAUGGCUUCCUCUGCCUCGCCAGCAACAGAUCUUUGUGGCCUUGUGGUGGGUGUUGCAUCCUUAGUGCUGCUCUUCCACGCCUGCGUAAAACAGUGGAAGCGGAACCGAAUCUUCAAGUCGGGCGGCAAGCAGUACGUCCGAGUCGAGGAAUUCGCCGAUCGUUUUGGUGCAAUACUUUUGGCUUGCUCCUUGACCACUGCUGUCUUUGGUCUUGUCGCAAUCCCGGCUGGCCUUUGA